CCGUGUUCAGGUGAGCGGCUUCGCGUGCUCCGCUACUUUUGUUAUUUAUUAUCGCCGAUCAACUUUAUUCGUACGCUUGGGAGCGACUUUGGCGGCUGUACGGUGUGUUUCUGCGUCGACUUUGCGGCUUGGAAAUAGGCGGGAGUCGAGACGUCGGCUGCUCCCUUCUUGAACCUGCCAACCCCCACACACGGUCCGGCUGAACCCUCGACGCAAACACCGGCUGGGGGGUGGAAGCGUGCCAAGAACGCGAAGCCGUUGGAAACCUUCCAGCGACUUCGGACUUGAACUCCGCCGACACGAGACGGCCCUGUCUGGCGGCGUUCGACCGGGGACGAGAGCGUAACGCUAGCAGGGGCUGGCCUUCGAGCCCCGGGCGACUCGCGGAUGAGACAGGGGGCGGGUUUUUUUUUUUUUUUUGCGCACGAGGCGCUGCCACCCGCCGCCAUCCGCCGCUCGCGAACGGCGGCUCCGGUUGGAGACGCUCGGCGGAUCGGGAGAACCGUUAGCGGAGACCGGCGAGGGGUCGGGGUCGGGUUCGCGUCUCCUGUGCAUGGGAGUAAACGCACGCGGGUGGGACGAGCGGUGAGAGACCGAGCGGCGAGCGGGCGGGACGAAAGCGGCUUGCGGCAGAGCGAGCGGACCGAGGGGCCGAGCGAGGGACGAUCGUUCCAUCGGCGACAGCCAUGUCGGUAGCCAGCCUCUUCUCGUUCACGAGCCCGGCCGUGAAGCGACUGCUCGGCUGGAAGCAGGGCGACGAGGAGGAGAAGUGGGCCGAGAAGGCGGUCGAUUCGCUCGUGAAGAAGCUCAAGAAGAAGAAGGGCGCCCUGGAGGAGCUGGAGAAGGCGUUGAGCACGCCGGGGCAACCCAGCAAAUGCGUCACAAUCCCGCGCUCCCUCGACGGGCGCCUGCAGGUGUCCCACCGGAAGGGCCUCCCACACGUCAUCUACUGCCGCGUGUGGCGCUGGCCAGACCUGCAGAGCCACCACGAGCUCAAGCCUCUCGAGUGCUGCGAGUUUCCUUUUGGCUCUAAGCAGAAGGAGGUGUGCAUCAACCCGUACCAUUACAAGCGCGUCGAGAGCCCGGUGCUGCCGCCCGUUCUCGUGCCGCGCCACAGCGAGUUCAACCCCCAGCUCAGCAUGAUCCCGCAGUUCCGCAGCCUCACGACGAGCUUCAGCGAGCCCGCGGGAAUGCACGGCGGGCCGGGCCACUUCCCCGAGUCGUUCCAGCAGCCCAACAGCAACCCGUUUGUGCACUCGCCCAGCAGCACGUCCAGCUACCCACAGUCGCCUGCAAGCUCGGGCCCCGGCAGCCCCUUCCAGAUCCCCGCGGACACGCCACCUCCAGCGUACGUGCCCCCCGAAGACCAGAACAGCCAGGACGGGAGUCAAUCGAUGGAGACCAGCACCACAAUGGUCUCCACCUUGCCCAACACUGGUGACCGGCAGCCCGUGACGUACGAGGAGCCCAAGCACUGGUGCUCCAUCGUGUACUACGAGCUGACGAACCGCGUGGGCGAGGCCUUCCACGCCUCGUCCACCAGCGUGCUGGUGGACGGUUUCACCGACCCCUCCAACAACAAGAACCGAUUCUGCCUGGGCCUCCUGUCACAUGUCAACCGCAACUCGACCAUCGAGAACACGCGCCGGCACAUCGGCAAGGGCGUGCACCUGUACUACGUGGGCGGGGAGGUGUUCGCCGAGUGCCUGAGUGACAGCAGUAUCUUCGUGCAGAGCCGCAACUGCAACUACCACCACGGUUUCCACCCGACCACCGUGUGCAAGAUCCCCAGCGGCUGCAGCCUCAAGAUCUUCAACAACCAGGAGUUUGCGGGCCUGUUGGCCGAGUCUGUGAACCACGGCUUCGAGGCCGUCUACGAGCUCACCAAGAUGUGCAUCAUCCGCAUGAGCUUCGUCAAGGGGUGGGGCGCCGAGUACCACCGGCAGGACGUGACGAGCACUCCCUGCUGGGUGGAGAUUCACCUGCACGGGCCCCUGCAGUGGCUGGACAAGGUGCUCACGCAGAUGGGCUCCCCACACAUGCCCAUCUCCUCGGUCUCCUGAGCGCGACUCCGCAUCUUUCCCCGCUGCCCCCCCCCCCCCGACACCUUUCAAUGCCAGCCAAGAGACUCCACAGUCGCCUGCCGUGUUGUUGUUGUUUUUUCAUCACACAACCUGCCAAAAUCAAGCUUGUGGUGUUCGCUCUUUUUCUCGUUUUUAUUGGUCUAUUGUUAUUGUAGCCUAGUUUCUAUUACUGUUAUUAUCAUAUGGGGGUUUUUUUUUUUAACCAUCUCUUGCCAUAAGCGCACAAGUUAUCACUGUUUGGUAUCAUCACCGAUCUAAUAUGUUUUUGGAUGUCUGGCUGUAAACUAAGCAUGCUGCAGUUUAAUCGCAGCUAUGAAUGUUUCGCCUCCACCACCGUUCAAUGUCUCCGUUUGGGGCCGUAUCAGGCGCCCCGUUCGCAAGGUGCUCGUUUCUCUAACCGUUUUCCGCUUGCAACACCUGUUGGUCGCAAGCACCCUCAAAUGCUGGUGGAAAAGGAUCCGUCGGUCUGUUCCACCUUGACACACGAGCCUUGACGUGUCCACACAAGACCGCAGCUUCGUCUCACCUGGCCAUUGAGUCUUCAGGUAUUAACUUGUUGCUUCGUGAAGUUAAAAGGCUUGAAGAAGAAGAAGAAGUGGACUGUUCGAUUACAGAAGUUGCUGCGCAUGACUUUUUAGGGCCUCGGAACACUGGGCAGAUUGUGUACCCGAUGACGGUUUGAUUCUCUGCUGCGUGACGGUGCAGCUUUUUGCGUUGGUAAAACAUGUGGACCUUAACAGCCUUGAGACAGAUCCUAAAGAACCCAAAUGCCACCGUGGCAAAAAAAAGGUACUGUGGGGGGAAAAAAAAGUUGCGUUGCCUUUCAACGAGGCUGCAGUUGCAAACACCUUCCGAGGUUGAGAAAAGUUAGAGUAACACACAAUUGUUGUUAAAAAAAACUGAAAAAAACUUGGUAUCCAAUGGAAAGGAUUGCCGAUUUGGAGUUAAUUGCUUUUUGGAUCGUAAUUAUUGUCAUGAGGUUGCUUCCUAGAAGCGCAGUGCUCUGUGUUUUGCAUCCAGGUUUAACUUGCAGUCUUUUUUUUUGCCAACUGUGCAAUUGCCUGGGUUCUGAAGUCUUUGGGGCGACUUUCGUUAAAAAGAGAUUGAAGUUCAAUUAAAUAAUUCGAUUGGCUUAAGUUCAUAGUUUUUUUGUUAUUUGUCUUGACUGCAGGACCAUGAAAUGGGGAAGGUUUGGGAUGAUCGGGGUGGGAGGGGUGGGCAAGGCAAAAACAGAUCUGGGCUCCACCGCACGUGUUGAUUAUCCCGAGUAGUUUUUUGUUCAAGUGAAUUUGUUUACAAGCGCACGUGCCCUGUUUUUAAGUUCACAUUACACGAGAAACCGAAGGCUUUGUGCAAGCGAGGAGGUAUUGGGCUGUCGUUUUUUUUACGUCUGCAGACAAAUUGUGGUUUUUAGGUAACGUGCAGUUUGCGUUACAUUGGUAAAAGGCAAAAGCCUGUGGCUUUUUUUUACCAUCCGAUGCGAAGUCACAUUACAGGUGUGAGCUUGUAGCCAAGAUUGUGUUUUUUUAAAGUUUUUUUAUUGUCAUUUUUUUUUUUAAACCACAUUCGUAAGGCUGUUUGUUGUAUACCAUGUGCGUCCCUGUUGGAGAAAUUAUGAACGUUAAAAGGGGAGGGUGUGGGUUGAAUUGGGGUAAUUGGAUUAUAACAGUAAAAUUUGUGUACAGCUUGCAGUAGUUAUAUUACUCUAUUACGGAGCGUUUUGUAUUGUAGAUGUGUGCGCGUGUGUGCGCGAGUGUGCAUCAGACCGUUCAUAGAUAGGUUCCCUGCGUUGGUGGUAGACGGAUAAAAGCAGAGCGGCGAUUGUGACAAGUUUUAAAAUGUCACAUUCUUUUGACGUAUUGUGAAACGCAUUGCCAUGCAUCGAUUCCUUAUUCUGCUGCGGAAAUCUGCAAACCUCUAAUGCUCAAUUAACGUUAACAGUGCAUUACAGUGUUUUUCUGAUUUUUCAUUUUUGAGUCUCCCGUGCUUUUUUAAAAUGACGCUAAUUCUUUAUUGUAGACACUCAGAAUUGGCUCACUAUUGAAGGAAAAAAAAAUACACGGCAUAUGUAGUUUGAGAUUUGAAACAAAUUGUGGUUAAAAACAUUGUACAUAAAAGUUUGAAAGCAGAAGCGUUGUUUAGGAGUAAGACUUGUCGCCAUGAUUCAACUUUUCGACUUUGGUUAUUUACAAUUCACGAUGGUGUUACUACAUCGAUAAGUCUUGAGACGUCAUUCUCUGUAAUGUACAAUAAUUGCCUAUCAUUUAUUUCUCUGCCUUGCAUUACAAUCAGCUUAACGUUUAUAAAUCGAACGUGUACUAAAACAUUUAUUUCUUAUUGAUGAAGCGCUUACAGCUUUUUUUCCUUUGAAAAUUUUUGUAAACAAUAUUAAACAAUACACUACUGUCUUUAAAUGUUACAUUUUGACACAAGUAACACUAACGGAUUUGUUUUUUCGUUUUACGAGAGGUCUUUUUUUAAGAAGAGAAACUAUUUUGGCUAAAGAAUAAAUAAGGCUGGUUUAGCUCAUCAUUUUUGGUGAUUCCAUAGCAAAACUCCUUAGUGCUGUAAGUAAACACUGCUUACCAUCUGCUCCUGACAACUGCAACUCCUUGUAUCCAGCAGUGUGAGAAAUGUCAAUGUAAAUGUUUUGAUGAACUUUUGCAAAUAAACUGCUUUAAAAUAAAAAAAA
Molecule: messenger RNA, 4776 nt
Organism: Petromyzon marinus (sea lamprey)
Lineage: Eukaryota; Metazoa; Chordata; Hyperoartia; Petromyzontiformes; Petromyzontidae
Product: mothers against decapentaplegic homolog 1-like
Biological process (GO): cell differentiation; transforming growth factor beta receptor signaling pathway; BMP signaling pathway
Cellular component (GO): heteromeric SMAD protein complex
Molecular function (GO): DNA-binding transcription factor activity, RNA polymerase II-specific; RNA polymerase II cis-regulatory region sequence-specific DNA binding; I-SMAD binding
Source: RefSeq, a predicted model, not a curated record